Orcinus orca (killer whale) is the source of this 2522-nucleotide messenger RNA. RefSeq names its product butyrophilin subfamily 3 member A1. Lineage: Eukaryota; Metazoa; Chordata; Mammalia; Artiodactyla; Delphinidae. The coding region runs from base 367 to 2259 and encodes 630 amino acids. Gene Ontology annotation, biological process: T cell receptor signaling pathway; regulation of cytokine production. The transcript is spliced from 14 exons. Gene Ontology annotation, molecular function: signaling receptor binding. The record is from RefSeq and is a predicted model, not a curated record. Gene Ontology annotation, cellular component: external side of plasma membrane.
GGGCAGCAGCUCAGACUUCGCUCUUGCUUCUUCUGGGACUUCUGCUGGCUGCUCUUGGUUUCAUCUGGAAGCUUCGCCAGGAGAAAGAGCGAGAAUGCUGGACCAAAGGUAAAGCAAUCAGAAGACUGAGGCAGUGAGGUCCAAAGAAGACUGUGGAAAAGGGAUUGGACAGAGGGGAAGGGAGAGGACAAGGACGAAGAGGAUUAAGGGUAUUUGAAGAGAAACUCCAAAGAGAGCUCCGCUGGAGAAAAGCCCAGAAAGUGGAUGGUAACAGAGCCUCUAUUGAUUACCUUUAUUCUGAAGGCUGUGAUUUUCAGAUGGGAUAGCCAAGAGCAGCUUAGAGAGUAGUUUUGAAGAGCAGAGGAUAUGGUGAAAGGCAGCCUUUUGUCUGAGAGUUGUCCGGGUUUCAGGCAGGCUCCAGAGAAUUCCCAGCAGCACAGAUUUCUGCUCCCGGCUCCUCUUCAACCCACCCACCCGCCUCUGCGGGCCUUGUUCUCAAAGGCAGUUCCCGGUGCACGUAUCACGACAGCAGCACAGAUGAAAAUGGCGCCGUCCCUAGACUUCCGUCUGCCCCACCUCCUUGUCUGCAUCAUCUUGGUCCAGCUGCUCACCUCUUGCUCAGCUCAGUUUGCUGUGAUUGGACCCCCUGGGCCCAUCCUGGCCAUGGUGGGUGAAGACGCUGAGCUGCCCUGUCACCUGUUCCCGAAGAUGAGCGCAGAGAACAUGGAACUGACGUGGGUGAGAUCCAGCCUCAGGCAGGUAGUUUUCAUGUAUGCACAAGGCAAGGAAGUAGAAGACAGACAGACAGCAGAGUAUCGAGGGAGAACUGAGAUUUUAAGAGAUGGCAUCACUGCAGGGAAGGCUGCUCUCCAAAUUCACAGCGUCAGAGCCUCAGACAGUGGAAACUACCUGUGUUAUGUCCAAGAUGGCAACUUCUACGAAAAAGCCUUGGUGGAGCUGAAAGUUGCAGCUCUGGGUUCGGAUCUUCACAUUGAAAUGAAGGGCCAUGAGGAUGGAGGGAUCCACCUGGGGUGCACAUCCACCGGCUGGUAUCCCCAGCCCCAAAUACAGUGGAGAGAUGCCAAGGGCCAGAACAUGCCAGCUGUGGCAGCACUUCCAGCUACAGAUGGAGCGGGCCUGUAUGCAGUCACAUCAUCUCUAACGGUGAAAAGCAGCUCUGGAGAAGGGGUGUCCUGUAUCAUCAGAAAUCCCCUCCUCAACCAGGAAAAGACAGCCCAGAUUUCCAUUGCAGAUCCCUUCUUCAUAAGGGCCCAGCUCUGGAUCGCUGUCUUCGCGGGGACGCUGCCUGUCUGUCUGCUGCUCCUCGCAGGGGCUGGUUACUUCCUGUGGCUACAGAGGAAAGAAAAGGAGGCUCUAUUCAUGGAGAAAGAGAAAGCAGAAGAGGAAAAAGAAACAGCACGGGCAGAAAAAGAGCAGGAACAAAGAAUAAAAGAGAUACUCAAGUAUGAACUCAAGUGGAGAAAGAUCCAGUACAUGGCUCGUGGGAAGAAGUCUCAGGCCUAUCCUGAGUGGAAGAAGGCCCUCUUCCAAGCUGCGGAUGUGAUAUUGGAUCCGAACACAGCAAACCCCAUCCUGCUUGUUUCUGAUGACCAGAGGAGCUUGCAGCGAGCAGACAAACGACAGAAUCUGCCAGACAACCCCAAGAGAUUUGAUUGGCAUUACUGUGUGCUUGGCUGCAAGAGCUUCACGUCAGGGAGACACUACUGGGAGGUAGAGGUUGGGGACAGGAAAGAGUGGCACGUCGGGGUGUGCAGGGAGAACGUGGAGAGAAAACGUUGGAUUAAAAUGACACCCGAGAAUGGCUUCUGGACUAUGGGGCUGUCUGAUGGGAAUGACUAUCGGGCUCUCACUGACCCCCGGACCAAACUGACAAUUGCCAACCCUCCUCAAAAAGUGGGGAUUUUCCUGGACUACGAGACUGGUGAGGUCUCCUUCUACAACGCCACAGAUGGAUCUCAUGUGUACACCUUCCCGCACACCUCCUUCUCUGGGCCUCUGUGGCCCGUUUUCAGAAUUUUGACCUUGGAGCCCACUGCCUUGACCAUUUGCCCAGCAUUGACAGGAGUGGGGCGUUCCAGUGUUCCUGACCUAGAGCCUGACCUUUCUCUGGAGACCCCCGUGGCCCUGGACUCAGCUGAUGAGAAUGGGGAGCCUCAGGCUGAAGUAACGUCCUUGCUUCUCCCUGCCCAGCCUGAAGCCGAGGGCCUCUUCCCUACCAGCAACAAAUCACAACCGUAAAAUACCAAAGACACACACUGUGUGAAGCACUUCACUAGUAUUCAUACAAUUAUUUAUUCCAUAUGGACAGUUGAGUUUGAUACUGCUUUAUUGUCUCCUUUAUAUGGAGAAAGAAACCAGGGUGCAGAAAAGUGAAUUCACUUCCCAAAGGUCACUCAGCUAGUAAAUGACAGCUGUGAUUUGAAUAUAAAACAUUUACGGAUGACGUAAGUGUACUGGGGGUUGUGUCAAAGCUUUAAAUAAAUGUUCUCCUUUAAUCCUCA